UAAAUGUUGCGGGUGCCGAUUGUUCCUGCACUGGUUACACUUGUUCAAGAUGGACGGGAUAUUUUAGGUUAGGUUGUGAACCUACGAGUCUUUUGUGAUAGCUGUUUUCCCGCAAUACGGAAAUUACAUUGUUGCUAAUUAAUGCACGUAAAUGACGUAUAACUCUUCUUUACAUCUAGCGGUUGCUCGUAUUUUUUUAUUAUGAAGAGACGCCAGAGAAGGCCGGUUUUGACGAUCGAUAAACCGCAAAGUACUUAUCAUGUCGAACACGUGCAAAGUAGAUAUAAGCCAGUGAACAGUGCACAGCCUGUACAAAGUGAAGCUGAGAAUCCAUUAGCCAACCUGUUAUGUCAGUACAAUUCUGACAGUGAUACAGAGGAUCCCAAAAAGGAUGUGCACAAAUUGGAUGACCAAGUCAAUGAUUUCUUGAAAGAAAUUCAACUUAUCGCUCCCGAACAGCCCGCCUGUAAUAUUGCCAAAGAUCCAAAGUUAACAGCCAGGAUAAAUUCACAAUCUACACAUCAUACGGGUCAACAAACAUUAUGGCAAGAAUGUUAUGACAAAACCAGCGGUUAUCCUUACUACUGGCACAUCGAAACUAACGAGGUAACAUGGGACAUGCCGGAGGAGCUACGCUUGAUAAGGAAACAAUCCGAGAUGGAGUCUGUGAUAAAACCUUCGGUUCAGGGUCCACAUUGGGUGGACUUUUCAUCUAUCACAUAUCGACAGUCGCAAGCAAAUAUACCAGAGGGUAUGAUACCGCAGGAGGUGGUGGCGAGGAAUCGUAACAGAUUGAUUCAUAAGGAGACAGCAAAGAAAUGCUUCUUGGAAAGCAAGGUAGAAACAAAAAACGAAUCCCCUACGAAGGACGACGAUUCUGACGACGGGCGGAUAGAGAUGAUAACGUCAUUUGGCAGUGACGGAAGCGACUCGGAGGAUAAUUCCUCGGACGAGAAGAAGACGACGAUACUGCCGUCCGAAUUAGGAAAUUCUGCGCUGUACCUAAAGAGCAGCGAGAUAGGACCUGCGUUUUGUCCCGCAGUAAUGCAAGCGUCCGCCCGAAAUUUGUCUCGUUCUUACAAGCCUGACUCGACAGUUAACAUAUCAGGUUCUACGAAUCAACCCGAACAGUCUGACGAGAGCAGGCUAAUCGAUGGUAAUAAUGGCUCGCUUCAAGGAGAGAAGGAAUUUUUCACGGAGAAGAAAAGUAGAAAGGACGUUACCAAGCAUAACGCAGCUUCGAAAUUGGAUGUCAACGUGUCUUUAGUGCCCGGUUACGGAGACGAUUCGGACGUAGAGGAGGAAGUGAGACCCAAGCAAGAGAUGAAACCUUUGUUUCCGAUCGCUCAGGACGAGGACUAUGCGACUAGCACGUCGAAGGAUACUCACGAAGCCUUCGCGAAAAGUUCGUGCAACGUGCAGAGUUUCGAUCAGAGUAACGACGGUAAUGAAGAUACUCGAGAAACGAAGGGCGAUCAUGAGAAAACGGAGGAGAAGGAGUCGAAGGCGGAUGAAGACAAGUCUAAGACUAACAUAUUUCUUGAGGACAUGCAAGUGUGCGGGAAGGCUUUUCAACGGAAGAAGCGAAUAGCGUUUGACGUUACAUCCAACAAGAUUAAACAAAAUAACGUUUAUCAUGACAACGCGGUUCAAGACGAUAACAGCGAUCUCACAAGUAGCGCAGCUACUUUGCGCAAUAUCGACGACGGUGAUGCGGAAAUGCGUAAUCAGUUGUGUACAGAGGGCCCAAAGGAGUGUGAGGAGGCAUACGAAGAGACAGAGCAGUGCAUUAGUGCUAAACCUGAAGAAAAGCUCGGUUCCAGGGAAGAAUCGUGCGACACGGAAGUACCUGCGGAACACAAAACGGCGGCCAAUCCGGCCGAAGAACGAACCAACGAGGAGAUGAAUGACUUAUCGCAGAUUAUAAUGGAGAAAUUGAAGUUCCUUUCCGAAGGAAGGGGGAGCGUUUCUGCUGUUCAAACAAUGCAAAUUCAGUUACAGACAUUAUCUACUGCAUGGGCAACAGGUAGUUUAGAAGAAAAUUACUUUCAAAAAUGGCUGACUGAUACAAAUCAUGAAUUGGAAAGGUUAGAGCAAGAUGCAGCACCAGCUGGUUGGCUAUGCCAGUGGGAUAGGUCGCAUAAGCGGUAUUACUAUCACAAUACAUCCACUGGAACGUCACAGUGGACUUAUCCCGACACCGGUAUUGCCGGUGGUACUGAGGAGAUGGAAUUAUGCACGACUCCUCCGCCACCAGAAUCGGACGAGUUAUCAGUCACAGGAUCUCCCGGAGCGAAGAAGCCGAAGGAGAAGCAAGCCGAAGAGAUGGACGAUAAUAAGAGCGACGAGAACAUAGCGGAAGGACGCCCCGUGGAUUCGGAGACCACCCCGUCACAGACGUCCGAUCCGUCGCCGCCGUCGAGGACGUUUGAAGAAGACCCGAAGAAGGGCAAGAGGAAAAGAGAGAAAUUCGACGACAGAGCUUUGGACAUGAAGAGGAAGCGAAAAGAAAGGAUAACGGCUUUGGAUACGACUCAGGCGGUGAAUCCCGCCUUGGAAUCCGCCUUGUCCUACUCGCAAGCGGCUGUGUCACCGCAGACUUCGAUACCUGCGAAUCACGCGAACAUGGAGCCUCUGCCACCGGGCGUAGACUUGCCAGACACCUCUUACGAAGCGGCGACUUUAAAAGGAAUCAUCUACAACGCGACGUCCCAGCAAAGUAACGCGAUUUACGCGCCUUCGAUAGCGGACCCGACGAUACCUAUCCUGAGUCAUCAGCCGAGCUUGCUGCAAGAGCCGUUUGUUCACUACCCAACCUUCCAUCAGCAUCUGCAUAAUCAUACAAUCGCGAACAAGCACGGUGGACAGGGUACAAUUCAAUUCAUGCUGGGAUACGCGCCGAUCUACUCGAACAACAAAAUCAUCGCCAAGCCGCCAGUUAAGGCCGCGAAGGAAUCUCUAGGAUCCGCUCUUGACUCCUUUUACAAUGACAUCGCGCGUAUCGAGAGAACGGAAACGGAACGGGCAACGCAGCAUCAGGAUACUGCAACGAUGGAGCAAGCGCCCGUACUGGAAGAAGUAAAACUGCCAGAAACGGAACCGGAAUCCGUGCCUUGCGAUACAACAAUGAAGGAAAAGAAGAAGAGGAAGUCGAGAAUCAGCAUCAGCAAGAAGCAUAAGGAGGUGUCGACCAUGGUGGCAAAGUGGCAAAGGGUACAAAAGAACCUAGAAGACACUGUGUAAAUAAUAGAAGAGCGAGCGAGAAGUAAUUAAAUGCCGUUAAUUGUUGUACAACAAAUGAUAUUAUGUAGAGAUUGUAAUUCCGCAAAUUCGUGGUCUCCGCUGUACAUAUAUCAUGAUUUCCGGUGUCGCAAACUGCAGUGGCCUUCCGUGUCGCGUUAACGAUAUUUCUAUUGUCGAGAAGAAGAAACUCGCAUUUAAGAAUAAUCAUAGUGGCAUGUUGGUGGGAUAUCGUAGUCUCCUAUUUUCCAAAGUUAUAUAUUUUGAGUGAUGUCACAUCGAUCUGCUACUGUAAUUAUCGCAAACGAUGAGUGUGACUUAAGAUGUGGUUAUCGAAAUCAACGUGAAAUAUCGUCCAACAGAAUACAGAGAAUACCACCGCAGCUUUGAAUUUUACGCAUAUUUCAGAGUGUAUUAUGUACGAUAUCGCGCGUAAUAAUCGUGCAAUGAUAUCAUUCGUAUCAUAUAAUGCAGUACUUAUCUCUCGUGACUAUCUGUCUUAUGAUUUGUAAAACAGUAAAAUAAGUUCCGUGAUAAUUUUUAGAUUUCUCAAGCGUUUCAUUAUCGUCAUUAUCAUCUUCAUCAUUUUCAUUAUCUCAUUAUUAUUGUUAUUGUUAUUAUUGUUACUGUGCGCGUUUUAUAAAGAAUUAAAUGCGUGCGCGUUUUUACAAAUCGUUUCGCUCAACACCGAGAGGUACUGCUUGAAUCAAUGUAAGUUAUUUUUACACACACUGUACGAGGCGAUACUUAAAACUCUUAACCAAACAUGGUGGGAGGGAUCGUACUUUAUAGACACUCUGUGAACAAAGUGAAUUGAAAAUAAAUAGCGAAGCCUUUGUGAUAUUA
Messenger RNA from Dinoponera quadriceps, 4086 nucleotides. RefSeq names its product formin-binding protein 4-like. Lineage: Eukaryota; Metazoa; Arthropoda; Insecta; Hymenoptera; Formicidae. The record is from RefSeq and is a predicted model, not a curated record. The transcript is spliced from 14 exons. Gene Ontology annotation, molecular function: protein binding. The coding region runs from base 202 to 3243 and encodes 1013 amino acids.